This is a messenger RNA of Zingiber officinale, 4059 nucleotides long. RefSeq names its product probable cellulose synthase A catalytic subunit 5 [UDP-forming]. Lineage: Eukaryota; Viridiplantae; Streptophyta; Magnoliopsida; Zingiberales; Zingiberaceae. Gene Ontology annotation, molecular function: cellulose synthase (UDP-forming) activity. Gene Ontology annotation, biological process: plant-type primary cell wall biogenesis; cellulose biosynthetic process. Gene Ontology annotation, cellular component: trans-Golgi network; plasma membrane. The transcript is spliced from 14 exons. Bases 488 to 3748 code for a protein of 1086 amino acids. The record is from RefSeq and is a predicted model, not a curated record.
CAUUGGGUUGGUCGUUCAUGCCUCGCCCUCACUGAUCAACCACUCUUUCCGCCUUCUUGAUUCAUACAUUUUCUCCUUCCUCCUCACGAUUUCUUCCUCUUCCUCUUCGUUCUAUUAAAAUUUUGUUUUUUUACCGAGAAUAGUUGAAAUCGCAAUCCGGUUGGGUAGCGGAUGUAAAAAAAAUGGGGGAAGAAUAAAAGAGCAAUUAAGGAGUUGGAGGCAGCAAGACAGAGGGGAGAGAGAGACAGAGAAAGGGAGUCUGCCACUCUUCCUUCACCCGGUCCUCCUCCGUCCACACUCUCUCUCUCUCUCGCUCUCUGCGCGCACUGGAGACUAGAGUAGAGAGAGAAGGAAGGAGGGAGGAGGAAUUGGUUACUGGUUCGGUUUCUGCUUUCUGUUUCACCUCCUCGGCUAGUCGGCUGGUGGACUUGGGCCUGUUCGAGGUAAAGGAGGUAACUUUGAGUGGUUUGGUCCCUAGAGCGAAGAAAUGGAGGCCGGCGCAGGGCUGGUUGCCGGUUCCCAUAACCGGAACGAGCUCGUGGUCAUCCGCCGCGACGGUGAAUCGGGGCCCAAGCCGCUGCAGCAGUUGAGCGGGCAAAUCUGCCAGAUCUGUGGUGAUGACGUCGGUCUCACCAUCGACGGGGAUCUCUUCGUCGCCUGCAACGAGUGUGCCUUCCCCAUUUGCAGGACCUGCUACGAGUACGAGCGCCGGGAGGGUAACCAGAUUUGCCCCCAGUGCAAGACCAGGUUCAAGCGGCUCAAGGGGUGUCCUCGUGUGACUGGUGACGAUGAAGAGGAUGAUGUUGAUGAUCUUGAACAUGAAUUCGAGUGGGAAGAUAAUCAUGACUCACAAUACAUGGCCGAGGCAAUGUUAAUUGGCCACAUGAGCUAUGGCCGGCAGGGUGACAUCAACACCUCCCGUGUGGUUCAUCCAGUUCUCCAAGUCCCUCUUCUCACGAAUGGCGAGAUGGUUGAUGACAUUCCGCCGGAGCAGCAUGCACUAGUCCCUUCUUUUGUGGGCGGCGGAGUGAAAAGGAUUCACCCUCUUCCCUUUCCUGAUCACAAUCUUCCUGCGCAACCUAGAUCCAUGGAUCCUUCCAAAGACCUUGCUGCUUAUGGAUAUGGGAGUGUAGCCUGGAAGGAACGAAUGGAAAUUUGGAAGCAAAAGCAAGAGAAAUUGCACACGACUAGAAGCAAUGGUGGUGAUAAAGGCUGGGAUAACAAUGAAAAUGAAUCUGAUUUACCAUUAAUGGAUGAAGCUAGACAACCAUUGUCAAGAAAACUACCAAUCCCUUCUAGCAAAAUAAAUCCAUACAGAAUGAUAAUCUUAAUUCGACUGGUUGUUGCUGGGUUCUUCUUCCAUUACCGGAUUACAAACCCUGCCCGAGAUGCAUAUCCAUUGUGGCUCAUAUCGGUGAUCUGUGAAAUCUGGUUUGCUAUUUCUUGGAUUCUUGAUCAAUUUCCCAAGUGGCUUCCAAUUGAAAGAGAGACUUAUCUUGACAGAUUGUCCUUGAGGUAUGAAAAAGAAGGGCAACCUUCUCAAUUAGCUUCAAUAGACAUAUUUGUGAGUACAGUUGAUCCAAUGAAGGAACCCCCUUUAAUCACUGCAAACACUGUUCUUUCUAUCCUGGCUGUGGACUAUCCCGUUGAAAAAGUAUCUUGCUAUGUCUCUGAUGAUGGUGCUGCUAUGCUGACAUUUGAAGCAUUGUCUGAAACAUCUGAAUUUGCAAAGAAAUGGGUUCCUUUUUGUAAAAAAUUCAGUAUAGAACCCCGUGCACCAGAAUGGUAUUUUCAGCAAAAGAUAGAUUAUCUCAAGGAUAAAGUCCAUCCUUCAUUUGUAAAGGAAAGAAGAGCAAUGAAGAGGGAAUAUGAGGAAUUUAAGGUGAGAAUAAAUGCCCUGGUUGCUAAAGCACAAAAGGUUCCAGAAGAAGGGUGGACAAUGCAGGAUGGAACACCCUGGCCUGGAAAUAAUGUCCGUGACCAUCCAGGCAUGAUUCAGGUAUUCUUGGGUCAAAGUGGAGGGCAUGAUAUUGAUGGGAAUGAACUACCACGUUUGGUUUAUGUUUCUAGAGAAAAGAGACCAGGUUUCAAUCACCACAAGAAGGCUGGUGCCAUGAACGCUUUGGUCCGAGUCUCUUCUGUACUUACAAAUGCCCCUUAUCUGUUGAAUGUUGAUUGUGAUCAUUACUUCAACAAUAGCAAGGCAAUGCGAGAAGCAAUGUGCUUCAUGAUGGAUCCUCUUGUAGGAAAGCAAGUGUGCUAUGUGCAGUUCCCCCAGAGGUUUGAUGGUAUUGAUUGGCAUGAUAGAUAUGCUAAUCGAAACAUUGUCUUUUUUGAUAUCAAUAUGAAAGGUCUGGAUGGGAUUCAAGGGCCUAUUUAUGUUGGUACUGGAUGUUGUUUUAGAAGGCAGGCACUCUAUGGAACUGAUGCUCCCAAGAAAAAGAAGCCUCCAAAUAGGACAUGCAAUUGCUGGCCAAAAUGGUGCUUCUGUUGCUGCUGUUGUACUGGUAGUAGGAAGAAGAAGACCGCAAAAGCUAAGAAGGAAAAGAAAAAGACUAGUUUCAAAAAUGCUGAGAAUGGAGCACCAACAUAUGCACUUGAAGGCAUCAAAGAAGACAAUGGGACAGACAAACAAAAUCUGACAUCUGAGCAGAAGUUAGAAAAGAAAUUUGGGCAAUCUCCUGUUUUUGUUGCAUCUACUCUCCUAGAGAAUGGUGGACUGCUUAAGGGUGCUACUCCAGCUUCUUUACUGAAGGAAGCUAUCCAUGUUAUUAGCUGUGGCUAUGAGGACAAAACAGACUGGGGAAAAGAGAUUGGAUGGAUCUAUGGUUCAGUGACGGAAGAUAUAUUGACAGGUUUUAAGAUGCAUUGCCAUGGGUGGAGAUCUAUAUAUUGUAUCCCAUCAAGGCCUGCAUUCAAGGGAUCUGCACCUUUGAAUCUUUCAGAUCGUCUUCACCAGGUUCUGAGGUGGGCACUUGGAUCUGUUGAAAUUUUCUUGAGCAAGCACUGCCCUCUCUGGUAUGGAUAUGGAGGUGGACUUAAAUCGUUGGAACGGAUGUCAUACAUUAACGCUACUAUCUACCCUUGGACGUCAAUUCCACUUUUGGCCUACUGUACCUUACCUGCUGUUUGCUUGCUUACCGGGAAAUUUAUCACCCCAGAGCUUUCCAAUGUAGCAAGUCUUUGGUUCUUGUCACUUUUCAUUUGUAUCUUCGCAACUGGCAUCCUUGAAAUGAGAUGGAGUGGUGUUGGCAUUGAUGACUGGUGGAGAAAUGAGCAGUUUUGGGUUAUCGGAGGUGUUUCCUCGCAUCUCUUUGCUGUGUUUCAGGGGCUUCUAAAGGUUCUUGCUGGUAUAGAUACCAAUUUCACUGUGACAUCAAAGGCUGGUGAUGAUGAAGAUUUCUCCGAAUUGUACACAUUCAAGUGGACAACAUUGCUCAUCCCUCCUACAACAUUGCUUAUUGUGAACUUCGUCGGCGUUGUUGCUGGUGUCUCCAAUGCGAUAAACAAUGGAUAUGAAUCAUGGGGACCUCUAUUCGGGAAGCUCUUUUUCUCCUUUUGGGUGAUCGUCCACCUGUAUCCCUUCCUCAAAGGUCUCGUUGGUCGACAAAACCGAACGCCUACAAUUGUCAUCGUCUGGUCCAUUCUCCUUGCAUCAAUUUUUUCAUUGCUAUGGGUACGAAUCGAUCCAUUCCUACCAAAAUCAGAUGGCCCUCUUUUAGAGGAGUGUGGAUUGGAUUGCAACUGAGAGCCAGAGGUUGGUCACUAUUGAAAGUCUCUCAACCACGGCUUGUUUCUUGUCAUCGGCAUAUAUAUGUAUGUACACUACCUUGGGGUCUUCCUCAAGUACACGGCGGGCGGUCCUGCUUUAAGUUGUAGAUAAAAGGUGUGCUACAUUUUGAUUUUUUUCUUCCUUUGUAUGGUUCUUUCUCCAUCUCCCAUUAGGGAAUUCGAAGUUCUGUCUAGCAAUUGUAGUUUGUCUGUGCUAGCCGUUGCAGCGCCAGUUAUUUUUUAGUUGAUUAAACCAGUGGCAAGUCAUGUUUCAAUUGUUGCAGCCUA